AGAGGUGGAGGGUCUGGAGGUCAGAGGAUGGGGGCGGGCAUGCCACCCCCGUACGGGGGCAUGAGGGGCAUGAACCAAAGCAUGGAUCAGUCUAGAAAGAGGCACGCCCAGGCGGAGGCUCAAAAGAAGUCACAGAGCAACAGGAAGAAAAAGAAAAUGGCUGACAAAGUGCUUCCGCAGAGGAUCCGAGACCUGGUGCCCGAGUCCCAGGCCUACAUGGACCUGUUGGCCUUUGAGCGUAAGCUAGAUGCCACCAUCAUGCGGAAGAGACUGGACAUCCAGGAGGCCUUGAAGAGACCAGUCAAGGUAAGGUAUCCUUCAUGAUGUGAUGGCUUUCAGUAAAAAGAAAAAAAUGACAGAUAUUUUGAACUGCCUGGCAGUACUGAUUUUCAGUAAUUAGUACUGGAAAGUGAGAAGAAUAAUGAUGGUAUUGUGCAACAUACUGAUCUCUAAAGUUUCAGUUUUAUGUAUUGUCUUAUGGCCUUUCUUUGAAUAUAUUGAUUUCCUCACCAAAAUACAGAUUUUCAGCUUUUAAGUACUGAAAUACUCUUGCCUUGUUAAGGUCGGCAGCUCUGAAUAUCAUGAGCAUGGCCAGCUGAAACAAAAAUCAUUACUCGAAAUUCAGCUUUAUCAAUUUUGGACACCUUUCAGAGUCAAUGAGAAUUCUGGAAAUAUCUAUACUGGAGUUCUGUCAUGUCCCAGGAGAAGAGGAUUUUAUUAGAUUGCUUAAUUAGGUUCUUGGAAACAAAUUUCUCGAGUUAUUACUUCAUAUGAAAAUAGAGUCUUGAUAUUAAGACUACCCACCAACAAUAGGCCUUCCUAAACCUUUGUAAGCUUUCCUGAAGAGGACAAUAUGAUAGAAGUUUGGACCGACCAAUUGGACGGAAGGGCCAGCUUGCCACGCCCUUUCCAUUUCUGGCUCACCAACUCGUUAAUCACCCAAUUCACGCACCCCUGUGGAACGGACCGACCGCUCCUACAAGUUCAUCCCAACCGCUCAAAUUCUUUCUUUUUUUCUUUCUGGUGUAUUGGUCCAACGCUCCUGUGAAACGCAUCCUGGUUUCUUUUGAAACGAUCUGCCCUUCGACAAUGGAAUCAGACCAGAGAAAACUAAUAUUGUUUUUUAUCUCUUGAUCGGCCAUUCUGUGGGGUUGUGAUUCUGUUAUUGUGGUUUUUCCCAUCUCAGAUCACCAGGUGGUGGUCUCUUCUAGGUAAUGGUACGGGGUUCGCAGCCUUUGACUGAUAGGUCUAGACUGUAUUGUAAAAAUCCCACCCAAUAUAGCAAAGUAGGGCAGGUCAAUGGCGAUAUCGUCCAGCCCUUCAGAGAACAGUAUCAAUCUUGAGCAUGCACAGACUUAUAUAAGAUUUCUGAAAGGGUUGUGAGCACGGACGAUCGCAUUGGUUAGUCCAGAUUUCCUUGAAGAAGAACUUAGGUUGAAGAUCUCCUAGAAUGUCAAUAUAAUAAUAAUAAUAAUAUUCCGCAUUUAUAUAGCGCUUAAUACAUCGGAACGACGUCUCUAAGCGCUUUACAGACAUAUUAUUACCCCGGUCAUCGGAUCCUUGCAUGCCCGCAUACAAUGUAUGCACCUUCUCCACUCCCUGGGGAGCAUUCCAACAAGAGUUCCAAGACUCAAUUGCUAGGCUUACUACAUAUAGGCUUUCACAUCCUACCGGGUACCCAUUUAACACCUGGGUGGAGAGUGGCAAAGUGUGGAUUAACGCAUUGCCAAAGGACGCUAGGCCAUGGUGGGAUUCGAACACACGACCCUCUGAUUACAAGGCGAGAGUCAGAACCGCUACACCACGACGCUUCCACUAUGCUUUAUUAGCACCAGGGUAACAUAAUUAAUCAAGCAAUCACUAAAUGUGUUAUUUCUCCAGCUAAAAUGAUUAGCUUUUAAAUAAUGAAUGCUCUGUGGUAGAGGGGAAACAGUACCCUCCUUAGAAACAAGGGUUUUUACAUUUACUUCCAAUCAUAAAAUAAAUGUUUUGCAUUAGACUUAUAAUCUUCUAGCAAGGUCCACCCACUGUAUAAAAAAUGAGCUCAUUUUUCUGGUAUAUGGUCUAUUGCUCAAAGAUAUUGCACAAUAAUUUGAAAGAUGGUAAGAGUCUAAUAAAGAGUCUUUGUAGAUUGGCCUAAAUUCAUCUUCAUAGUGAUAUUAAUCAUUGAAAUUGCCUCUGCCCUGAAAAUUUUAAUACCAAAACCAAUCAAUCGCUCUUCACCCACUAACACAGUUUCUUGACAUAGUUUUUUCCAGCCCAUGGAAUAUGGUCUAAUUGAUUGCUGCAGUUGCGUGUUUGUUGAACAAUUUAUCUAGACUCCCAAUUGUUUCCAUUCUUUGGGGCGGCCCUUCCCCGUACAAUACUAAUAUAUACGGAACAGGGAGAAUGAGUGUUUUGAUGAAUAUUGUCAUAUAUCACCAUUAGACACAAUACCCUCUGCCGUCAGCCUCUUUUUUGUAUUGUUACCGAGCCAUGUUAUCUUUCUGAUAAACAGCAGGCCAACACGCCAUCAACAAUGGGUGCUCAGGCGUUAAGUGGCUUUUAAUCUAAAUAUAGUAAGAGAAAUAGAACAGAAUCAAUUAGUCCUUUGGAAGGUUUGUAUACAAGUAUUUAUCCUGACACAAUUUUGAAUAUUGUUGAAACAGGUCAAGGGUAACCCUGAAAGCAUACAUCUCUUCCCGAUAAACUAUUUACCCAGCCCUUUAUCUUGCUCUGACAAUUUGCGCUCUUCACCAUGUCGCUGUCUGCGAUACGCACGGGUGUCAAUCAUUCGCGAAGUUUGUUCAAGAAAACGAAUGUUCUUUUGUCGUCGACCUACAUGUGUACAAAGCACGACGCGCAGAUAACAUCCCGUCGUUAUGUUCAUGGGCACAAGCGAACAAUAGAUAUCGGUCAGUGACAUAUAUUGUAUUAUAUACUGACAUGAUAUAUCCGCGAACUACUUAUCGAAUUAACUUGAGAUCGCGAGAUGUGUACGACAUUUUAUGCACGUUCCUAUGUAUUAUUCUUCUUUUUUUUUCUUUUUUUUUUACAGAGUAUGAGUAUUUUCUAUAAUCUUAGUUUAAGGGAUUUAUACAUUGAUACAUUUUCUUGACUAAAGAGAAAACAACAUUCCUAAAUUUAAGUUAGGUGUGUUGGAUGUCCUCUCUCGUAAAAAAACAAGUACAGCUAUCUUGUUGCGUUGUUUAUCUGAUAUUUUAAUUUCAAUUCCCAAUUUCCUUUAGAGAGUACAAGGGGAUGAAAAAAUAGUUGAACAUUCAAAAUGAAUGAUAAAGAAUAUAUUUGGAAAGGUCAGUUUGAAAGAAGUUAAGCGAAACAAUAUCUUCUUGAUUGUCUUAAUUUUUCCCCAUUAUUUUAUCCUUGUUUGCAGAGCAUUCCACCAUUCCUCCAAAUAACAAUUGCGUAAAAAAAGUCCAUUACAAUUUCGCAAAAUGAUGUAAUACCAAGAUAGAUAAUUAAGUGAUAACCUAUUUAUCUCAAUUAGAAAACUGAUGGUAGAAUUGAAAUAAAAGCAAGGCUGAAAUGUGAGAAAAAAAAUUGUAUUUUUCAUGACCGAUAUAUCAUCCAUAUCAAUGUGUGGUUAAUACCGCCUCCAAGCAGAACCUAAUUACCCAUUUCUUACACGCUAUUAAGUACCCUAAUUGUAUUCAUACAUCCUUGACUCAGAAAAAAAAUUGAAUGUCAUUCACAAAAUUUCCAUACAAUGGCACAAAGUGGGCAAAAAAAAAUUUCAAGUCAUAGGAAACAAGCUUACAUCAGAAAUUGGAUGGGUGUUCUAGAUUUUCUUUGUGGGGGAUUCUGUGCCAAGGAAAGAUUGCCUAAAUGGGAACAAUAGGGUUUACCUAAACAGAUAAACAUAGUUUAGAUGUAGAGAGGUGCCGUGUUUGCUUGCCCCAGAUCCAGAGCCUGGGACGUGCGCCCCGAUGCGCUGCGUCUCGAGGUUGUGUGUGUGAUCUAUGAGUGUCCCGGGUAGCACUCGAAAGGGGAUGUGAGAGAGAGAGAGAGAGAGAGAGAGAAGUAAAAUAUGAGCGUGAACUUUUCAUCUGACACGGCAAAGCCCAUUCAAGAAAGAAGAAAGAAAUGGUUAGAUAGUGAUAGCUUGAGAGAGAGAGAUAGAGAGAGUUCAGGUGGGACUUUAUUGUAUACUUGAGAUAAUCAGGGUGAUAAAUGGGUCAUCGUGCAUUCUCGUUAUCUGCAGACGUAUUUGCUAAACGAUAAGUAGCGGAUAUAUGCGAGUCGGCUGGAAUACGACCUGACCCGCACCCUCUUUGUCUACUCAUCACGGAAAUUGGGCCGAUUAAAUAUUAUUCAACAUUUUCAAGUACACAUAUUCUUUAACUCUUUAAACUUUUUUGUUUGCGUUGGCCCAUAAUUUUCAUAGCUGCAUUAAAACACAACAACCUUCGCUCCACUUAAAAGCAAAUGUUCAAUAAAAUAGUCUGCUUACUAUUUUCUUAUCAAAAAUCCAUUUGUAAUGGUCAUAUUAACCCAUAUCAACAUAUUAACCUCCUUGAUAAAAGUUUAUACAGCGUCUGGAAAUGCCAAAAAAUGUAUCUCCAAACUUUUAAUCUCUGACAUGUGUAUUAAUAAAAUAUUAAUACAGUGAUCAGUAAUCCAUUCAAUUUAUUGGCUUUGUGUGUCUGUCCAUCUUUUUGCUAACUUUUCUCCUCCACAUACUGUCAUAUCACUUUAUAAAAAUGUCAUCUUAACCCAGAUUUGGUUUCACCCCUAAGUGUCCUCAUUAAAGGACAAGGCCACCCCAACAUAAAGUUGAUUUUAAUAAAACAAGAAAAAAAUCCAGCAAGCACAACACUGAAAAUUUCAUCAAAAUGAAAUGUAAUAUAAGAAAGUUAUGACAUUUUCAAAUUUUGCGUAAUUUCACAAAACAGUUAUAUGCACAUCCUGGUCAGUAUGCAAAUGAGGAGACUGAUGACAUCAUCCACUCACUAUUUUUGGGGUAGUUUAUUGUGUGAAAUACGAAAUAUUACAUGUGGUUCUGGGCCUGUUUUGGAGCUGAAAUCCACGAGGGGAUUCUUUACUUAAGUUUGUAAUUUGACUAUUUGUGAUUUUGUGACAUUCUGGAUAGCUGGAAUCUUAGAUUUGGGCCACAAAAUAGGCCUUCACAUUUCUUUUCUAUAAAGAAUCUAAUACAACAGACAUGCGGAUCCCUGUAGGAACCCAUUUUCACCAAGAUGAUUAGUUAUCAGUUUGGUGGUCAUUUCAUUUCAGAAACAUUGCAAAUUUUCAUUUUAUUGAUAUGUACAGUAUAUAUAUCACAGUCCAAAUGGAAAAAAGAAACUAAGUUGCCUAAUAGUGAACUAAGAAGAAAAAACAACUUAAAUAUUUCGAUGU
This is a messenger RNA of Lytechinus pictus (painted urchin), 5355 nucleotides long. RefSeq names its product SWI/SNF-related matrix-associated actin-dependent regulator of chromatin subfamily D member 1-like. Lineage: Eukaryota; Metazoa; Echinodermata; Echinoidea; Temnopleuroida; Toxopneustidae. The transcript is spliced from 2 exons. Bases 28 to 324 code for a protein of 98 amino acids. The record is from RefSeq and is a predicted model, not a curated record.